AAUUAGUUGUCUUCUGUUCAGAGAUCUUGGGACAGACCCUAGGAAGGAGAAGAGGCGGCUUAAACCUUGUGUCAAUUUUCUUAAUAUUCAUUUGCGACCCAAAUGUCUCUGUUUUCAACCUGACUUUAACAUUGAUGGAUGACCAAGAGUGACUUUAAAUUAAAAAGCAGAUUGUUUGGGACUUUUUGGGGAUCCUUGAAUAUGGGAUUUUUAAAAUAUGUAUUUUAUUUUAUUUGGAAUCUCUGCGUCCUGAGAGCUGCAACUACACGCUGGAGCUGAACUAAAAGUCCUGAACACUUUUCAUCUGCACCGGGUUCCUCUGAAGUUGAAGAGAUUCAUGGAGAAGACACUGACAAUAGGCCUGACUCUUUUCUUAACACUCUGUCUGAACAUACCAGAAGCUGCAGGACGGAAGGAGGGCACUCAUGGCGAGGACACUCAGAAACGUUCGUCCCGAUCGUCAGACACAAAAGGAGGCCGUUGCUCCUACACUUUCAUUGUCCCGCAGCAAAAGCUCACAGGAGCCCUGUGUUUAAACACACAGUCUGCCACCACAAACCACUCAGAGGUGGCGGCGCUGCGGGCGGAGCUCAGACAGCAGCAGGAGCAGAUGGACCGGCUCCGGGGCCAACUGGAGCAGGAGGGGACCCUUGCUGUGGAGGUGAGAGCCCUGCGCAAAGAGAGUAGCAACAUGAAUUCUCGUAUUGCACAGCUCUAUGCCCAGUUGUUGCAUGAAGUCAUGCAAAAGAAAGACCAGGUUUUGGAGCAGCGGAGGGUGGAGAACCUCCUGCUAAAUGCUACAACACAGGCUCUGCAGGUGUCCAGUAACUACAGGGAUCUUGAGAAGAAAUAUGGAGCGCUUACCUCCAUGAUGAGCUCCCAGAACCUGUUAAUUGCUCGCCUGGAGAAGCAAUGCCAGUGCAGGGUAUCCAACCAGUCCUCUUUGUCUGGACAGGUAACGACUGAACCACCACAAAGCCAGUCCAAUAUGCAUCCAAAUUACAGCUCUGACGCCAACGAAAUGACCAACGAUGUUCAAAGGGACCAAAGUGCUCCACCAACACAAAAGGAAAAAACUGCUGAUUUCAUCCCCAGCACAACAGCCAACACUCCUACAGACUCUCCAUUCAUUAGCUUUCCUGUCACAAAGACUCCAGGCCCGUGGCGAGACUGUCAGCAUGUUUUGGAAUCAGGUGAGACCACCAGUGGGAUCUACCUGCUCCGCCCACAGAGCGCCAACCGCCUUCUGCAGGCGUGGUGUGAGCAGAGUCAGGCUCAGGGAGGCUGGACAGUCAUCCAAAGGAGACAGGAUGGGUCUGUCAACUUCUUCAGGACUUGGGAGCAGUAUAAGCAAGGCUUUGGGAACCUAGAUGGGGAGUACUGGCUUGGUCUGGAACACCUCUACUGGAUGACUAAGCAGGCCCAGUAUAAGCUACGGGUGGCUCUGGAGGACUGGCAGGGCCGACAGGUGUUUGCCGAGUAUGACAGCUUCCACCUGGAACCGGAGAGUGACUGGUACCGACUGCGGUUAGGACAAUACCAAGGCACUGCAGGGGACUCCCUCUCUUGGCACAACAACAAGGCCUUCACCACUCUGGACCGAGACAAGGACAGCUAUACAGGUAACUGUGCUCAUUUCCAAAAGGGAGGCUGGUGGUACCACAUGUGCGCCCACUCCAACCUGAACGGUGUGUGGUAUCGGGGUGGACACUAUCGCAGCCGCUACCAGGACGGGGUCUACUGGGCAGAGUUUCAUGGAGGGUCCUACUCUCUGAAACGCGUUUCCUUGAUGAUCAAGCCCACAUAACAUUUAUUUAUUAUGGACAUGUAAGAAAAAAAACACACUGUAAUGAACUGAAGCAGACUUUUCCUCAAAGAGUAUAUUUCACUGAAGACCCUGUAAAGCAGCGCCAAGCGGCAGACAGUCCUAUGUCUGACCUACAGUACAAAGCAAACAAUUAAUGGGUUUGAACAAUUUCACUUUUUAACCUUAGAAGAAAAUGUUUGGACAACAGACCAGACUCACGAACGAUGACAUCCUGUCCUUCUUUCAGUCUGUGCAAUGUAACGCUUAUGUUGAAAAGUGCUGUGACAUCAGCCAGAGGUGUGAUGAUGAUGGAUGCACUCUGAAGAUAGCUCUGCUGCUGCUCCAACAGCAUGACAUAUAAUGGAUCAAGGAAGAUAGUUUGUUAUAUACAGUACAACUUCAAGUAAAAGCUCUUCCCAAUUAAAGGAACGAUUAAUAGCCUGUUUUGAUGCACAGUUUAACAAUCAUAGGCACGAAUGCAUGUAUGCAUUUAGUGUUGCAAAACUUGGUAAGACACAAAAUUUCAAGAUGGAUUUCAACAUCUGUAAAAAAAAAAAGACAGAGUAGAACACAUUGCACAUCAGAGUCUCCUGCAUGAUGAUGAAACAACUAAAAACACCCUGAUAUGCUUACAGCUCCACAGACCAGCACAGCACUCACAUCCUCUUCCUCUCUUAAUAUCCUCAUUUUGUAGAGAGUUAAAUAUUAUUUCUGGUAUACACAUUUAAAUCUUUCCCAUCUUUGCUGUGCACAGGUUUUGUUUAAAAAAGAAUGAAAGGCUUAUUGACGCAUGCCCCAAAUUAAGGUGGGGUUAUAACAUAGACUGAAGUCAAUAAAAGCUAUUUAUUGAAGUUUAUGGUAUAUAAAUUCAUAAUUACACAUUUUUGAUGGUUAGAGGGUCAGAUGUAGGUUGUCAGAGGGCCUCUUCUGUUCACAGGCUGCAAAUUGAACAGCCAAGGAUGUCUGCUUAUUAAGUCUUCACACAUUCUUUGGAGAUUUGUGUAUAUAAAAUGUCACUGGAAACAGUCAAACAUGUACUGUGUAGAGAUAUUUGUCUUCUGUUGCCAUUUUCUGUGAUGUUUCUCAUUUCACUUUCGAUAUAUCAUUUUCAAUAAAUUAUGCCAAGUAUAGGCUAAGCUCCUUUAUGACAGAUUUUUCAAACACUUGAGAGGAGGGUUUCAUAUAUGAUUUCUCAGUGAGGCAACUGUUGUGAUGUCAUAUAUCCUCUUACAGUUUCCUGUUCACCAGGGCGUUGACUUUGCUUCUGUGUGUAUUUCUUUUACUCUCUCUGAGCUUGUUUAACUGUCAGCAGCAGGUAAUUAACAUCAUCAGGUCUGAACCCGGAUUAAUCCUAUCCCGCUACUUAAGCUGGACAUCUGCUGGACGGUCCUGAAACAGACCUUACUUCCUCAAUCUACCUGCUUCCUCUCGCGUGCUGAUCCAGCAUGCAGCCUCUGAGGACGCUCGGCCCUCUCAUGCUCAUGAUUUUACUGUGUGACAGUAGCUGCCCCCCUGAGUCCAACCCCCUCACCCUGGAUCCUCCUGUGGUUGUAGGAGAACUCGGAGAGACAGUGGGUGUAAACUGCAGCAGUGUGAAUGACAAUCAUUAUGGGAUGUACUGGAGAACCAGAAACACAGACUCUGAAUUGGAAGAGGAGAAUAGUUUCAUCGCUGAGUCUCUGCAACUCUCAGACUGGAAUACAGCAGCUGAGUGCAAAAUAAAGCUGAAUGAAACUUAUGAAUGCAGCAAAGAGCUGGAAAUCAUCAUGUACAAGAACCCAGACGUGUCGCUGUAUCCCACAAAAUAUUUGAUUGAUUUGGUGGAAGGGACGCCGUUCGAGCUACAAUGUGAUAUCAUCGAGGUUGCUCCCGUUCAAAAACUCACUGUGAGGUGGUACAAAGGCAAACAAAUCAUCAAGACAAACACCUUCAGCAACACAACCAAAAGACCGGUGGAAGAGUCUUCUAUCCUGAUGGUCAACAUCAGCAGAGGGGACCACGGGGCUCAGUUUCGAUGUGAGGCUCAGCUGGACUUUGGGCCUCAUGGAGUACAAACUCCUGUUAUUUCUAAGACGCAUCAAGUUUCUGUUCUGUAUUCCCCUGCAUUCAAGAGAAACACAGUAAGUGAUUAUUACAUAUUGAAAGAGGGUGUUAAUGUCAGCCUGCUCUGUGAAGCUGAGGGGAACCCCCCUCCUGUCUUCAGUUGGACUCGUGAUGGGCUGAAUUUGUCGGAGACGACAGAUCAUUUGAACCUUACUCGAGUAGAAAACAAUUCAAUCUACAACUGCACAGCCUCCAAUCGUCUUGGAAGCAUAACUAAGCGAAUCAGUGUUCAGGCAAUAAAAGUGGCCAAGCUGCCGGUCCCUGAAGUCAUGACCACCCCAGAGGCAACAACACCAACACCGACUUACCCAGAGGUAUCAACAUCAGCUGCCCCGGACACAUCAACGCCAACCAUUUCUGAGUCACCAACACCAGCCACUGAAGCUUCAACACCAGCCUACACAGAGGCUUCUACAGCACGAGGUUGCCCUCUCAUAUUGACACCUCCCAAAAUCGUGGUGAAAUUUGGAGAUCCAGCUACAGUGAACUGCAGCACAUCAGCCUCAGAUGCUGAUUUAAUGGGCUGGGAGUCAACAGUAGGAGGCACAGGGGUUGUAAAACCACCGGCAGUCACCUGGAGGGUUAAAAAACUGGAACAGUGGACCAUAAAACCUAAGUGUUUCGUCACUACAGAACAUGAGCAGUGCCAUGUGAUGCCAGAGGUCACUCUUUACAAAACUCCCGACAUGGUGUCAAUCUCUGCAAUGAAUCCUGGACCGAUGGUAGAGGGCAAAGACUUUUCCCUGAUAUGUAACAUCUCCAAUGCGGCUCCUGUUGGGAACCUCACAAUACAGUGGUACAGAGGCGACAUACUGUGGACAAGCAAACAAUUAAUACCACCAUUGUGACCCCACUCAAUGUGUCUUCUACCCUGAGAAUCACACCUAGGAGAGGUUUUGACAAAUCAUAUUUUAAAUGCAUUGCUGAGCUUCAUCUUGGACCGUAUGGUCCUCGGCCAGUCCCGACUAUGACCUCAUUGCCUUACAUAGCUGAUGUGCACUAUCUCCCCAUUUUCAAGGAAAGUGACAUUAUAAUGAUUACCCUGGCCCAGGGUGAAAAUGUGACUUUUGACUGCACUGCUGAGGGCAACCCUUCCCCUAAGAUGCAAUGGAAGUUCCCCUCUGCAGUGAAUGUGAUAGAGACCACUUGGGGGCGCUACAGGAAUAUCAGCAUCAUAGGAGCCACGUCUACCAAUGAUGGUGUUUACAUCUGUAAUGCCACGAAUGACAUUGGGACUGUGACAAGAUCUGUCACAGUGAUAAUGGAAAGUAAAACUAGUGAGGGCCCCUCAUGGUUUAUAUGGGUUAUUGUUAUUCUUUGUGUGGUUUUCUUGCUCUGCAUCUUCGUGGCCAUUCUCCAUUAUUGCCGGAAAAAAAAUGGACAAUAUAGUUUUGUCAAAACCACGGAUGAUAUCCCAAUGACAGAUAAGCCUGAAGCUUAGGAUAUGACUUGAUGGAUAUCAGUGUGGGGACUGAUAUCUUAAGAAAACAUGUUGUUCUAUCAGCAUGGCAAAAUGGCCUGUAAAUUCUGUAUUUUCUAACCUUUUUUAAAACACAAAAUGUAAUUAAAUAGAG
Molecule: messenger RNA, 5484 nt
Organism: Labrus bergylta (ballan wrasse)
Lineage: Eukaryota; Metazoa; Chordata; Actinopteri; Labriformes; Labridae
Source: RefSeq, a predicted model, not a curated record